This is a messenger RNA of Ctenopharyngodon idella (grass carp), 2087 nucleotides long. RefSeq names its product FIP1 like 1a (S. cerevisiae) (gene fip1l1a). Gene Ontology annotation, cellular component: mRNA cleavage and polyadenylation specificity factor complex. Gene Ontology annotation, molecular function: RNA binding. Bases 185 to 1717 code for a protein of 510 amino acids. The transcript is spliced from 16 exons. The record is from RefSeq and is a predicted model, not a curated record. Lineage: Eukaryota; Metazoa; Chordata; Actinopteri; Cypriniformes; Xenocyprididae.
UGUGUCUCUGUGGUAACGCGCACCUGCUACACAAGCACGCGACGUGUCACUGCUGUGACAGCUGUGACAGUAACCCCUGAAACUAUUAUCACACUACGUGAAGUUACUUAGUCCAACUCGGUUAAUCACUAAAUUAAACCGAGCCUCUGAUCUCAAAGUAAAGCGCAAAAACCUGGAGGUGAUCAUGUCCACAAGAGAGGUAGAGAAAACAGCUGAUGAGAGCGCUGAUGACGAGACGGACUGGCUUUAUGGAGAUGACAAUUUUGACGAAGAAGAGACAACAGAAAAGGAAGUGUUCAGUGCUCUGAUUGGCGAUGUGGAUGGUGUGAAUGAACUCAGCUACCAGGAGAGUGAAUCAGACAGUGAUGAUGAUGUCUGUGUGACCAUCGGUGACAUUAAAACAGGCGGAUCUCAGGGCUCGUCAUUUGGUUCGAGUUCCAUAAGUCUGAACAUAAAGUCCUCUGUAUCAGGCUCCAAGUCUAGAGGGCUGGAUCUGGAUGCUGAAGGCAGUGUCCUGCAGGUGGAUGUGGAGUCCUUUGAGGAGAAGCCAUGGAGGAAACCAGGUGCGGAUCUGUCUGACUACUUUAAUUAUGGUUUUAAUGAGGACACCUGGAAGGCGUACUGUGACAAACAAAGACGACUUCGCAUGAGCCUGGAGAUCCUGAGCCUGGCGUCAUCCAGCAAAUUAAUGGUGCAUCAGAGUUCUAGUGAUCUGUCUGAAUACUCAUCCAGGAAGUCGAGCGGUUCGAUUAAUGUUAUCGGAGGACAAGCAGGGACCAUCAGUCGAGUGGAAGGCCGAAGACGUCACAGCGCUGAUGAAAAUAACAUCCAGGUCGUUUCAGAGCAAUCCUCUGACACAAAGCUAUCCUCCCCAAAGCUGUUGCCCUUCUUUCCUCCAAACAUCCCACCUCCACCUUUCCCUCCUCCCUCCGUCAGCACCACACCUCCCCUUAUACCACCACCACCACCACCACCACCCGGUUUCCCAUUACCUCCCGGUGCCCCUCCACCUAUGCUACCAACAUUAGAUAGGUUGCUGUUGCAUAGAUACUGGAGAGAGAGACAGAGGAGAUGUAGCAGACAGAGAAAGCAAGAACAUAGCAGGUCACUAUACAGGCAAAAGAGGGAGAAAAAGAAAGACAGAGAAAGAAAGAGAGAGACAAAGAGUAGUGGACGUUUGGCAGGAGGCUAUGAUCGACGCUCAGCUCCACCUUACCCCUUUACUGCAGGUGUGUACUCACCCGUAGUGGGCUUGGCUUCCUGGCCAGGUGUGAUAGACAGUGACAAGGCAUGGGAAAACUAUACCCGUCAUAACAAAGAAAGGGUGAGAGAGAAAACCAGAGAAAGAGGGCACAAGACAGAGCGAGAGCGGGAAAGAGAGCGGUAUCGAGAACACAGUCCCUCCUCCCAAGACCACAGAAAUGAGGAGGAGCGUGUAUCUCGACACAGGGAUCACAGUCAUUACGGGACCGAGAGGCACAGAGAAAGCUCGGGAAGAGAAGGAGCGAGGGACAGACAUCGAGAAAGAAGACACAGAGACAGGAAUGAACAACACAGAUCCUCACGCAGUGGCAGCAGCAGGAGGCGUCAUGAUAGUGAUGACGCAGAUAGCCACAGGAGACACAGGCACAAACGCUCCAGACACAACCGAGAAAUCCUUGAGCCCAGCGAGGAGUGCAGUGCGGACCAGGAGAACCAGUCAGAGGCCACAGAAUAACUCUCUGACCAGCUGGUGAGCCUGUUUGUUGACCAAUAGGAGGUCUUUAGUGAAAGAUCAUUAGUUUCGUCACCAGUCAAAGCCUGAGUGACCAGCUGUGAAUAGAUUUUGAUUAAUCAUAUGCCAAACACUUGAUAAGCCAAUUUAUGUUACAGUUUUAGCAGUUUAACAUUUAAUUUCUUGAAAAUGUCAUUUAUAAAAAAAGUAAAAAGUGGUCCAAAGGGUACACUAUUUUUAAUUUACAGUUUUAUUUAUUCAUUAUUUACAAUGACUUAUAAUUGUUUUGAUAAUACAAAAUGGUGUUUUUGUUGUGCCAAAUGUUAAUUUUGUUGAAGCAAAAUCAUUAUAAACAUGAUCAAGAAAAUGUAAA